Rubroshorea leprosula is the source of this 3352-nucleotide messenger RNA. The record is from the annotation of a GenBank genome assembly. Lineage: Eukaryota; Viridiplantae; Streptophyta; Magnoliopsida; Malvales; Dipterocarpaceae.
GAAAGGAAGGGGUUAACACUAAAGUGUGUUGUGUGGGUGUGUGGCAUACAGAGAAACUUCUACUUUCCAGAAUCUUAAAGAUGAUGAUAAAUGGAAAAAUGAUAACAUAGAAAUGCACGAUAAGGAUUUGAGGUGGGGUUUUUAAGAGAACGCCAUUGAUGCUGAAAUGAAGUUCCUUUAGUGUUGUUUGGGGUGUUCCAAUGCAUUAUCACAGAUCUGCCAUGAGAACCCACCAUAAGAAGAUUGUGUUAUUGCUUGUUUUCUCUCUUGUUGCUGUGGUUUUUGGCGCCACUGACCCGGGUGACCGUGAUGUUCUGCUCAAGUUCAGAGAUGGGAUGGAGAAUCCGGAGCUCUUGAACUGGCCUAAAAAUGGUGAUGACCCAUGUGGCCCUCCUAGCUGGGACUAUGUCUACUGCUCUGGUUCAAGGGUUACUGAGAUUCAGGUUAAGGAAAUCGGGUUGAAGGGUACUCUGCCUCAGGACUUGAACAAGCUCUCCAUGCUUCAAAACGUUGGCCUCCAAAAAAACAAUCUCACAGGGCCGUUGCCGUCCUUUGGUGGGUUAUCGAAUUUGCAGUACAUUUACUUGGAUUUCAACAAUUUUACUUCGAUUCCAGAUGAUUUCUUUGAUGGUCUUGUGAAUUUGCUAGAAUCGGCUUUGGAUUACAACAAUUUGAAUGCCAGUACCGGGUGGUCUUUACCCAAGUCCCUGAAUGAUUCUGCUCAAUUGAUCCGGUUUUCUUGCUGCACUUGCAAUUUGGUUGGUCCUUUGCCAGAUAAUCUUGGUUCUAUGUCUUCUUUGACAUACUUGUUGCUUGCUGGCAAUAGAUUAUCUGGUGAAAUUCCGAGGAGUUACAGAGGCAUGGCUCUGGAGAGGCUUUGGUUAAAUAAUCAACUUGGUGGCGGGAUGACAGGACCUAUUGAUGUGGUGGCAACAAUGGAGUCGCUUAAACUUCUAUGGCUGCACGGGAAUCAGUUCACCGGGCCAAUCCCGGAAAAUAUUGGUAACUUAACUCUCUUGAAGGAACUUAAUCUUAAUGGUAAUCAACUUGUUGGCUUGAUUCCUGAUAGUUUAGCAAAUAUGGAGUUAGAGAAGUUAGAUUUGAACAACAAUCUGUUAAUGGGUCCGAUCCCUAAGUUUAAAACAACAAAUGUGACUUUUGAUUCAAAUGCAUUCUGUCAAUCCACAGAGGGGCUUUCUUGUGCGCCUGAGGUUAUGGCACUCAUAGAGUUUCUUGGUGGGGUGAAUUACCCUACAAGACUUGUUCAUUCAUGGUCCGGUAAUGAUCCUUGUAAAGGGUGGUUCGGAAUAGGUUGCAAUCCUAGCCAUCAGGUUUCUGUCAUAACCUUGCCUCAUUACAAUCUCUCUGGUACCUUGAGUCCUUCAGUUGCAAAGUUGGAGUCCCUUUCUCAAAUUAUGCUUCAGUUUAAUGAUUUAAGUGGUCAAAUUCCAGAAAACUGGACCAGCUUGAAGUCUCUGAAAACUUUGAAUCUUAGUGACAACAACAUAACUGGUCCAGUGCCAAAAUUUCCAAGCACUGUUGAUCUCAUCACAGUUGGGAAUCCUUUGAAUAAUCAGCCUGAGAUAAAACCCUCCCCUGGAAACAGCCCACCGUCUGAGGUUUCCAGAUCUCCACCUAACAAAGACUCAGGAUCGAGUAAAGGUGCUCCUCCUGUGGAACCAACCAAUGGAAAAGGUUUGAAAAGAAGCAAUUUAGUCAUAAUUGUUGCCCCUAUUGCAAGUUUUGCAGUUCUUGCUGUUCUUGUCAUUCCUCUCUCAAUCUACUGCUAUAAGAAAAGAAAGGAGAGUAGCCUGGCGCCAAGUUCCCUUGUAAUUCACCCAAGAGAUCCAUCUGGUCCAGAUAACAUGGUUAAGAUUGUUGUAGCCAAUAACACCAAUGGAAGCACUUCCACACUAACAGGGAGUGGUUCUGCAAGUAGAAACGGUAGCAGCAUUGGUGGUGAAUCUCAUGUAAUUGAAUCUGGAAACCUGGUCAUAUCAGUUCAAGUGCUUCGGAAUGUGACAAAGAAUUUUGCUUUAGAGAAUGAGCUUGGCCGUGGUGGCUUUGGUGUAGUCUACAAGGGAGAACUGGAUGAUGGAACAAAAAUAGCAGUUAAAAGAAUGGAGGCUGGUGUGAUCAGUAGCAAAGCCUUGGAUGAAUUCCAGGCUGAGAUUGCAGUUCUUUCAAAGGUUCGGCACCGUCAUUUGGUAUCUCUCUUGGGUUAUUCCAUUGAAGGCCAUGAGAGAAUUCUUGUUUAUGAAUAUAUGCCUCAGGGAGCUCUUAGUAAGCAUCUUUUCCAUUGGAAGAGCUUAAAAUUGGAACCUCUAUCAUGGAAGAGGAGGCUAAAUAUUGCCUUGGAUGUAGCUAGAGGAAUGGAGUACCUUCACAACCUGGCUCACCAGAGCUUCAUACAUAGGGAUCUUAAAUCAUCAAAUAUUUUACUUGGUGAUGAUUUCAGAGCUAAAGUUUCUGAUUUUGGAUUGGUCAAACUUGCUCCUGAUGGGGAGAAAUCUGUUGUGACCAGGCUUGCUGGGACAUUUGGAUACUUAGCCCCUGAAUAUGCAGUGACAGGAAAAAUCACAACCAAAGCUGAUGUUUUUAGUUUUGGGGUUGUGUUAAUGGAACUUUUGACUGGAUUGAUGGCACUUGAUGAGGACAGGCCUGAGGAAAGCCAGUACUUGGCUGCGUGGUUCUGGCAUGUCAAGACAGAUAAGGAGAAAUUGCGGGCUGCUAUCGACCCAGUUCUUGAUGUGAAAGAUGAAACGUUCGAGAGUAUCUGCAUUAUGGCUGAACUAGCCGGACACUGCACUGCAAGGGAGCCAAGCCAACGACCAGAUAUGGGCCAUGCCGUGAAUGUACUGGCUCCACUAGUUGAAAAAUGGAAGCCAGUGGAUGAUGACACUGAGGAUUACUGUGGCAUUGAUUACAGCCUCCCACUGAACCAGAUGGUGAAGGGUUGGCAGGAAGCAGAAGGGAAGGAUGCAAGUUACAUGGACCUGGGAGACAGCAAAAGCAGCAUCCCACCUAGACCAGCUGGGUUUGCUGAGUCAUUCACCUCUGCUGAUGGUCGGUAAAAAGAGGUACCAUUUUGUAUUUCAUUGAUACAUUGUUCAUUUGAUACUUGUAGAUAAGAUAGUAUGUUGUGUUCUUUCCUGUUGAAAACACAUUAUAAUAUGUUUUGAUGCCUGUGCCUUUGUGAUGGAUUUUCUAUUGUGAGAUUUCUCUUGUUAGUGGUGAUGUAGAUUAAGAGACAAUGAUGACUGAUAAUUGUUUGCUAGUCUUCUGUGAUUCUUUUCCCAUUUUACUUUUCUUGCAAGCAUCGAUAUCUGCUCUAUAAAAUUGUGUCUUUUCU